Molecule: messenger RNA, 2283 nt
Organism: Vanderwaltozyma polyspora DSM 70294
Lineage: Eukaryota; Fungi; Ascomycota; Saccharomycetes; Saccharomycetales; Saccharomycetaceae
Gene: RIE1
Product: Rie1p
Exons: 1
Coding region: 1-2283 (760 amino acids)
Molecular function (GO): RNA binding
Source: RefSeq, a predicted model, not a curated record
AUGUCGAAUGUGGUUUCGGAGUUAGAACAGUUAGCAAAUACAAAUUUGAUAACGAUAAGAAUUAAAUGGUUAGAAGAGUCUUCUGAGAAUGAAGUAUCUCAAUUUCAUGACAUUAUACAUAACCAUAAGGGAUUUGUUACAUCUCGAGCAUUCAUAGAAGAUUAUGAGUAUCUAAGGGAUGAAGAGAGAUUAAAAGUGUUGGAAGAAAAUAAAGAAGUUUUCCUUUUCGAACAGGGUUCUAAAGAUCUAGAUAUCUCAUCGCCUGCUCUAUCUGAGGGAAAUUAUGAUUCUGUAAUUCAAGCACAGUUUAAAAAUUCAGAGACGUUGCAUACAGUCGCAUCCAUACUGCUCGACAAGACCAAAUCUCAAGAUGGUGUAACAAAUUGGUCGGUUUCUAUUAAUGAGCAUGCGUUAACUCAUCCAGGAAAUUUAUAUAUUAAAGGUAUUCCCAAAGAUCUGUCAAUAGAUGAUUUAGUGCCAGUAUUCUCUACUUUUGGGGACAUCAUCUCAAUGAAAAUCAUCCAAGACUCGAUUACAGGUAUCUCAUUAGGAUAUGGUUUCUUAUCCUAUAGGUUAGGCUCCCAAUCUUCUUCAUGCAUGAGUAAGCUUAAUGGUCAAAUUAUGAAUGGUUCUACCUUAUUUAUCAACUAUCAUGUCGAACGGAAAGAGAGAGAAAGAAUAUAUUGGGAUCACUUCAAAGAGAAUACUGAUUCUAAAAAGUUUAGAGGUGUCUUCAUCGGUAAUUUGCCAAUUGUGAACCCUAAUGACAAUGAACUAAUUACUCCAGAACAGGUUCUUUCUAAAUUUAAAGAAGAAUUAUCAAAAGAUAUUCCAGUUGAUGUUAUUAUCUCCUAUUAUUUCCCAAAACAAAAUAGUCAAUCGAAUUUAGAAUAUUCUGACACAGAGGAUGCUUCUAUUAAGUCACCUAAAAAUGAUGAUAACCUCAAUAGAGAGGGUGAUAAUGAAGAAACUUGUCCCUCUCAAUUUGAAGAUUGUCCAUUGAAAGGGUAUGGAUUUAUCAAGUUCUCAAACCAUGAAUAUGCAGUCUUAGCAAUUGAAAAGUUUAAAGAGUUUGAAUGGUUUGGCCAUAAAUUAACAGUAAAUAAAGCUAUUCAGAACAAACCACACCAUUCCGGUCAUAAUGAAAAAUUGAGCACAUCUGCAUCUACUAUGGUAUCAAAUCCAACUCCACCUUUAAAUAUUAAAAACUUUGGCAACCCAAACUUCAAUAAUUUUGGUACUUAUCAAUGUUAUUUCCCCUAUGGUAUUCCACCAUCUGCAAACUUACAAAGUUAUUAUGCUAAAUCUUCACCUUCUUCUUUGCCAAUGUCAUCUGAUAAUGAAAAUUCAUCUAUGGACUCAAUUGAGGCACACCAAAUUUCAAAUGGCGUAAUUAGAAAUGGUGAAUUUUUAGAUGGUUAUAACUGCUAUAAUAAUAUUCCUUUUACUAAUUCAUAUAUGAAUGGCACCCAUUCACUUUACAUGUUUAAUGGUCACUAUAAUUAUUAUCCAAAUUCAUACAAUAAUUCUAUGAAAUUUGGAUAUCCAAGACCAAUGAAAGAUCAACAAGAGUCAAAUAUAUAUAUAAAACAUAUACCAUUUUCAUGGAAAGACGAAGAUUUGUAUGAAUACUACAAGAAAUAUGGUGAAGUCAUUAGUGCUAAGGUUAUCACUGUAGGUGGAUCCAAAAAUAAGGAUUCGAAAUCUGAAUUGAAAGGUAGUGAUGCACCAGUUGGUACUUCAAAAGGAUACGGCUUUGUAUAUUUUAAGAACCCAAUCGAUGCAUCAAGAGCCAUCUUAGAAACAGAUAGAAGAAAAUUGGAUAAAGACCAUACCUUACAUGUGUCAUUCGCUCAAAAGAGGUCUAGAUCAAUUGAUGAUGAUUCAUACGAAGCUAAUGUCAACCAAAAUCAUAACAGUUCUUUUCAGAACAGUAAAAACGGCAAUUCAAGAAGAUUCUCAUAUAAUGAUUAUUCACCUAAUUAUUAUAAUAAUUAUCAGUAUAUGAAUAAUAUGAGACAACAACACAGACAUUCAAUAGGUCAUUUUUCACAAAAUACUCCCAACUAUAUUGCCAAUGCUACACAUUGGAAUAUGCAUAUGAUGCAGCCUGUUACUCCUAUUAAUCUUACAACUCCAGCUUUUAUUUCAAGGACAUCACCAAUAAGCAUGCCAUAUAUGCUACCUCAGCAGGCAGCAGUUAAUGGUAAAAUUGAUAAUAAUAAUAAUAAUAAUAAUAAUCAUAAUACUAAUUUAAAAUUACCACGUCAAGAAAAUGAUUGA